AAUUCCGUGUGCGUAAAGAAUCAACAAAGUGAAAUGGCUGGUAAUUUUUGGCAAAGUUCUCACUAUCAACAAUGGGUCCUGGAUAAACAAGAUUUAAUGCGAGAACGUCAAGCUGACCUAAAAGUUAUAACCGAAGAUGAAUACCAGAAAGUUAUGAUAUUUUUCUCAAACUUUAUCCAGGCUUUAGGUGAACAGUUGAAAGUUCGACAACAGGUCAUAGCAACUGCAACUAUUUAUUUUAAACGGUUCUAUGCAAGGAAUUCAUUAAAAUGUAUAGAUCCAUGGUUAAUGGCCCCUACGUGUAUUUUUCUAGCUUCAAAAGUUGAGGAAUUUGGUGUAAUAUCAAACAGUAGAUUGAUAACAACUUGUCAAACAGUGGUUAAAAAUAAAUUCCCGCAUGCAUUUAAUGGUGAUUAUCCGUAUAGAAUACAGAAUGUUUUAGAAUGUGAAUUUUAUCUUCUAGAAAUGAUGGAUUGUUGUUUAAUUUUGUACCAACCCUAUCGACCAUUAACUCAGUUCUGUAACGAUUUAAAACCUGAAAAUGAUCUUCUACCUUUAUCAUGGCGUAUUGUAAAUGAUAGUUUAAGAACAGAUGUACCACUAUUAUAUCCACCAUAUUUAAUAGCUAUAGCGUGUUUACACAUGGCAUGUGUUAUAAAACAGAAAGAUGUUAAACAGUGGUUUGCUGAAUUAUCAGUUGAUAUGGAUAAGAUAUUAGAAAUUUCCAGACAAAUAUUAGCUCUGUAUGAAAUGUGGAAAACUUACGAUGAAAAAAAGGAGAUAGCAGGAAUACUUUCAAAAAUUCCGAAACCGAAGUUAAAUCCCUCCAGGGAAGAGGGUAAUAAUAUUAGUAAUAUAGAUACUACUGUUAUUCCUACAUCUCAGGCCGCCAUCAACUGGAGCCAACAACCAGGAAAAUAAUUCCCAGAAUUCCUCAGCCUCUCAAUCAAGUCAACAAACGACUAAACAUUAAUGUAAAGACCAAGUAAAUCGGGAAUUAGGCAAGAGGUCAGGGUCAAUAGAUCAUAAUGUAUCAAUAAUUGAACAGAAGUACACAAGUUAAAGGGAGACAAUUUUCUGGUUGUAAAAGUAGUUCUUAAUGGAAGAUGGUUUCAAAGGCAUUUGUUAAUACACAUGGACACAAUUACUGUUUUAUUUACUGAGCAACAUUUCGACUUGCUUGAUAAAGAAAUGAAAUGAAGUGGGGUUUAAAAUCCUUCUGUUCUGCUCUGACUGGGUCAAUGAAGAAGGGCAUAUGCCAUACAGUGUGCUAUGAGGGAAAUUUUGCCCGGACAGCGGCUUAACAGUCUACUCUUAUAUCGAAUUCAAACUGUGAAAGGAUAUUUUACAUGCGUGUCAGUGACAGGAGGAAAACACAUUGGAAAAUCCCAAUGAACUAUGACCUUUAGAGUAGCGAGCCAGCAUCUUACUCACUUAGCCACCAUGGCUCCCUAGCUUGAUAAAGACUAGAGAAUCCCAGUCGAAACAUCACUCAGUAAUAAACAUUAUGUCCAGUGUAUUGUAUGAAAAUGUUCUGUCAAGGAUAUAAAAAGACUUUUGAUUUCUUAAAUAUGGAAGGUAUUCCCAGUGGCCGUUCCAUUUAAGGGCCCGGCCCCUAACUAAAUAACAUUAUACAAAAUUCAUUUAUUAUUCUGUGUCUUUCUGUGAAACAUGUAAAUUUAUGUUUUUUUGUUGGUUGAAGUCAUGAGAGGGUUGACAAGCUUCUUAUCACCAGGUGGGGGCUUUAUGACCACUUGAGGGGCUCACUAAGACAUGUUGUGGGGUUCUACUCUACUUAAUAAUACAGACAUUCUUUUGUCUGUAAAAGACAUAAUUAUAUAUCUCUUACAUGUAAGUAUGUGUGAAAUUGCAUGUGGGUAUUUACCUGCCUAGUUGCGACUUUGAGAAACUUUAGACAGAAGUUUCAAUUAUGUAAACAAAUAUAGGCCAAUGCAUCCAUUGAAUGAGGUAAUUCAUUACAAGAUGACUUUAGGUCUAAUAAUGGUGGUGUUCUCAAUUUGGAGGCAUUUAUGGAUGUAAAGAUAUACAUGUACACUGUAUACACAGGCCCAAGAACUUUGAAGUGCAGCCAGUAUACAUGGGUACCAUAAAUAUCUAUUCAAUUGUUUUACGUUGGCAUGUUCGAUAUUCGAGCCCAAUCAGAACCCCUACUCUGACUAAGAAGGGUUAAUGUUAGCUACCCUAUCUAUUUAUUAUUCUUGCAAUAGUGUGGGAGGGGGACCCCAGAAUUUGUCUUUUUUCGACAUUAACAAAUUCUUUCGUUGGCCUGGUGUAUACAUGUAUGUAUUUAUAUGUUUGAGGUCAGAAGGGAUCUUUUGAGCAAUGAAAUAAUGGAUAUAGUACAAAUACAGAUUCUUCUUGUCAAUUUAAUUGUAAAUAAUGAAAAAUGUAGUUCUACAUGUAUAUAUAAAUGUGUAUAAAAUACCAAAUUAUAUUGUU
Messenger RNA from Patella vulgata (common limpet), 2460 nucleotides. Its product is annotated as cyclin-C. The coding region runs from base 34 to 921 and encodes 295 amino acids. The record is from RefSeq and is a predicted model, not a curated record. Gene Ontology annotation, molecular function: cyclin-dependent protein serine/threonine kinase regulator activity. NCBI's taxonomy places the organism in Eukaryota, Metazoa, Mollusca, Gastropoda, Patellidae. The transcript has 12 exons. Gene Ontology annotation, cellular component: nucleus; mediator complex. Gene Ontology annotation, biological process: positive regulation of transcription by RNA polymerase II.